Molecule: messenger RNA, 3104 nt
Organism: Morone saxatilis (striped sea-bass)
Lineage: Eukaryota; Metazoa; Chordata; Actinopteri; Moronidae
Gene: emid1
Product: EMI domain containing 1
Exons: 16
Coding region: 442-1917 (491 amino acids)
Molecular function (GO): protein binding
Source: RefSeq, a predicted model, not a curated record
UAUAAAAAGUGGUUUCGUGCCCACUGUAAAGGCUGGAGUCGAUAUGCGCGCAGACAGGCGGAGGUAGGCAGAGCAGAUAGAGGCUGGGACGCGCACACUCUUCAAGGGUUUAUUCUCAGAUGUCGGCGCUCCGUCACAGGUAGACGCAAACGAGACGCGGGGGUUUAUGGGGCGGCCUUUUUUUUUUUUUUAGUUCACUUGGGAUUUCAAAGACAGGCUCUUUUACAAAAAAAUAAGGGACAGAAGUGCAUGUUUGCUACUUUAGUGAAUAGGAUGCGUGUCUUCUCCAGCCGACCCGGUGCUGUUUGACACUUUCGCUCCCCCACUCCUCCUCCUCCUCCUUCCCCGAGCUGGAUUCACUAACCGGUCUGUUUUCUAACCGGGGGGAAGUUGGGCUCAUUUGAACUUUUUUUUUCUGGCUGUACUUUUGAUGCCACGGAAAUGGGACCGCGCCAACGGGAGAGCGUGUCCGCGCUUAGCAGAAAAAGUUUGCUUUGGACUGGGCUGAUACUCUGGCUGACCACGUCUGUUGACGGGACCUGGAAGACGGGACUUUACAAAACCUACUCAGCCGGGACGCAGCUGAGCCGAGACCAGACAGCAGCUUCUCACACCUCAGUCUACCAGAAAAGGAACUGGUGUCCUCAUACGGUCACUAAGACAGUGACAUGCCAGGUGCAGAAUGGGACAAUCCUCCAGCGGGUCUACCAGACAUGCCGCUGGCCACAGGGAUGUACGGGAGGCAGCUAUAGGACCGUGGUCAGACCUUCCUAUAAAGUGGUGUACCGCACUGUGACCUCUCUGGAGUGGAAAUGCUGUCCAGGAUUCAGCGGCGCUGCCUGUGAAGAAGAGGCAGGAAGCCAGUUUGCAGCUCAAGAGGCACUCAGGAAACCAUCCACGCUACGACGCCCGCCUGCACGCACAGGAGAGCCAAUCUCCAAUUGUCUCAAUUGUAGUCGAAUCACGUCUUUGAGUGACAGGCUGAGCUCACUGGAGGCGAAGGUCCAAUUACUCAAUGCCCCGGCCUCCGUAUCACAUCGCCACCUUCAGGGUAAAGGAGGAACUGCACCGGAGGCCUCAUUACUGAUGGGGGCUGUGCCCGCUCAGGGAGCUCCUGGUGAGCAGGGACCCGCAGGUCCUCAGGGUGAAAAGGGGAGAGAUGGGCUUCCUGGCAGAGACGGGAAGCCAGGUUCUCGAGGGCUGCCAGGUCCCACUGGGCCUCGGGGGGAUAUCGGUACAAGGGGCCCAUCUGGAUCCCCUGGAUCGAAGGGAUCCCAGGGACCUGCAGGCCCCCGUGGUCCACCAGGACUCCCAGGAGAGAGGGGCCUACCAGGCCCGCCUGGCCCACCAGGGCCUCCAGCGCCGGCCAGUGCCCACAUCCCAGAGCCAGACCACAAUCGUAGAAAAGACCCCUUCUUCACCAACACUUUCCAUGAUUCAAGAGGGCUGCCUGUACCAGGACCUGAGGGUCCCCCUGGGCCUAUCGGUCCCCCAGGUCCCAAAGGCCCAGUAGGACCUCCUGGCCCAUCAGGACAGAAUGGGAAACCUGGAGUCCCUGGAACGCAGGGGCCUGUUGGGCCGAAAGGAGAACGUGGGGAGAGAGGUCCUUUAGGUUACCCAGGAGAGAGGGGCUUCAGAGGCGAGCCGGGAACACCAGGUUCAAAGGGAGAGCCAGGAGAGAAGGGCUUGCCGGACAUUAGCUUGCAGAUGUUCCACGAAUUGCAGGCAGACCUUGAGCUUCUGGCUCGCAGGGUGACGCUGCUGGAGGCUAUCAUCUGGCCAGAGCCUGAUCUAGGGUCUGGGGAUGAACCGUUUGGCACAGCCUCCCCUAGUUUCUACAGAGAUAAGCGAGCAGGUGCGCUUCCAUAUCGACUUGCUUCUCCUCAGUCCUCCAACACCAAGGUUCGAGGGAAGUAGCCCCCCCACCCCCCUCCGCUCACCCUGAGGAUCACAGGCUGGGUUGACUCCCCCUCCUAUAGGUCUCAUCGGCAACAGAUUUAGACCAUAUCUGAUACCCUCUUUGGGCUUUAAAUCAGAUUUAGGAUGGGGGACACCUCAGGGAAACUCCACUGAUACUCCACAAUGUCCUCCUCCAUCUGGACCUGAGAACUAGUUUGACCCCCCCCCCUCCCCCUCAACCAUCAUCAUAACCAAACACUUAACAUAACACACCCAGCAGCUCCUUCUGUGUCUCAUUUCUUUGGCUACAGAAGAACUAAAGCCUCAGAAUAAGAUGUUCAUGUUUGAAAAAAAAGGAAAAUCUGAACCUUCUGUGGUGCUCGUCGAGCUACAAACAGUUCUGGACAAUAAGGGUCAUUUAGAGUAAUCAAUUGAAGGAGGAAAUCAGAUGUGAGGAACUAGACUGGAUUUGAGUUUGUAUUGCUUUCAUAAUGUAACUGCAAUCUGAAGAGAUUCCACUAUUUAAGUAUAUUGCGCAUGUACAGUUUGCAGGACACAAGUACACAAACCAACCUCUUGUUCUAGUAUUAAUUUUGUUAUACUUCUAUCAUAUUGUUUAACUCAGUGUUAUAUAGUGCACUAAAAAGAUGAAGUCAUCUCCACUCUAACUGAGAUAUGUGUUGCUAACAGUGAUUUGUAGUUUUCUGGUGUGAGUGUUUUUUCCCCUAUAAAGCGCAGGCUGAUAAAUAAUAGUAUAUUAACAUUUAAUCUGUGCAAAAAAGCACAAAUAAUUGUAUUUGGGUUUGUUUGCAUAUCAUUGAAAACUGUCAUAAAUGAUUUUAAAAAAAACAUACGAAAUAAUUACAAAACAAAUGUUGAAAUGAAAACUGCAGACUGUCUAUUUCUAGAUCUUUAACACACACAAAGGAAACAGCAAAACUGUUAAUGGAACUUGAACAUAUUUUUACCACUGUUGUGUUGGUAAACUGCUUAAACUGUCUGAUGAAAAGACUAGAUAAUUGUUUUUUCAUCUUAUAUCAAACUUAUUGUGAAACUAUUUAAAUUGAUCAACUGUAGUUUAUUUUGUAUGCUGUUGUGUAACCAUUUCAUAUUUCAAACCUUUUUUUUUUCUUGCAAAUGUGUCAUUGUGUUAAGAUAAUCCUGUCUAGAUGAUCGAUGUAAUAAAAUGAUGUUCAUUGUUUUUU